Candidula unifasciata is the source of this 2232-nucleotide messenger RNA. The record is from the annotation of a GenBank genome assembly. Lineage: Eukaryota; Metazoa; Mollusca; Gastropoda; Stylommatophora; Geomitridae.
AUGGAAAACUCAGACGCGAAAACCAAGACGGGAGCAGAAAGUUUGGUUGAAAAUACAACACUGAAAGAUUUUAAUGAUACGAAUAUGAGUAAUCCUGGUAUACAAUUUGUGGAACGAGUUAGUGACAAGAUCGGAGUCUAUUCAAGAGAAGAGAUUCAAGAUAAAGCAGCAGAUACGGACAUGGAUAAGUCGGAACAUGAAAGUGGUAGUAAACUGGAAGGAGAUCGUGGUGAUGCAGACACUGAAAAUAAUGGAGUUGCUGCUGGGUUUGAGAAUGGUGACCUGGAGACUGCAGGGACCAGUGAGGUCAAGGACACUGUUGCCUGGAAAGUUCCAGAUGGAGGCUGGGGCUGGGUGAUCGUUCUAAGUGCCCUGAUCAUCAGUUUGAUCGUGGAUGGGUUGACCUACACAUUUGGGGUGUUGUUGGGAGAGCUGGAGCGGGUCUUUCAAGAACCGAAGAGUACUAUUUCUUUGGCGAGUUCCCUGCAGGUUGGAUUAUAUCUGUUCAUUGGUCCAGUGGUCAGCGCACUGACCAAUCGUUUCGGAUGCCGCCGGGUGAUCAUUGCAGGAAGUUUAGUGGCCGCCUUCGCUUUCAUCGUCAGUUCGUGGAGUACUAACGUGACCAUGCUGAUCAUGACAUAUGGGGUGAUAGGUGGGAUCGGGUUUGGGCUAAUGUAUCUGCCCGCCAUUGUUGCCGUCAGUGUUUACUUUGAGGAACGAAGAGCUUUCGCCACGGGGAUCGCCGUGUGUGGGUCAGGGAUAGGGACGUUUAUACUGGCCCCACUUACAGACUUCCUGCUGGACCAAUACAACUGGAGCUGGACACUCUUGUUGCUCGGAGGUUUGAUUCUGAACGGGGUUGUCUUUGGUGCUUUAGUCAGGCCGCUGGAACUGCAGAUAGGUGCCCCUUCUAGGGACAAAUGUAAGACCAGAUCUGAAGCCCUAGAAGAUGGGGAACUGGUGAGGUAUCGUGGGGCACUGAAGAAGACACCAGGUGCUUCUACCAAUGGAGUAACUCCUCAAGAGGCGGCUCCGUUAAUUACCCUGAAAAAUGAGCAGGACAGAACCUCUGUGAUCACAACACGUGCAAAAAAUACUGACAAAUCCACACGCCCUCCAAUGUUGUUUUUCCACUCGACGCCAAACAUGCAGAACAUAAACAUGUCCUCGCUGUCUUCGACAGGAAUAAAGGAUAAGAAACAGAAGUCCUCGGAGAAAGUUGCCUCUGUGGAUUCUCAGCCUACUGAUGGAAGACCUCGGUCAAACACGCUGGAAUUGCUGAAGCGGGUGGGAUCACCCAAGGUGGGCCUGAGAGUUGACAAGACUCCAGCAACAGGCCAGCCACGACCUCGAGCCCACGCACCUUUAGGUCUCGCCUUCAUUAGCCUGUCUGAUGCCAACCUGAACAGAAUCAGGGAAGAUGUUCAGCUACCAUUCUCUAGAAAAGACAUCCAUCUGUCAGGGCCCCUAGCGUCAGCCGAGCCUGACGAUAACAGUCAGGCAAUUAACGUCAAAAACAUGAGGUCGCUGACCAGCUUGGCCGGAAUGGAUGGUCAAGCCUCUGCCCCAGCCAGACCCCGGGGCAUCUGGGCGUGUCUGCCAUCGUCUGCCCGCGAUACACUGGAGGAGAUGUUGAGUGUCAGCAUUCUCAAGGACAAGAGAUACUGGUUUGUGUUAAUGGGCAACUUUUUCUGCAUGAUUGGGUUCUACGUGCCCUUUGUCUACGUGCCAGACAGGGCCAAGCAGAUAGGCAUUGAGGAGGACAGCGCGGCGUUUCUCUUAUCAAUUAUUGGGAUCACCAACACUGUGGGCCGAGUACUAACCGGAGUGGUCAUCAACUUCCUAAACAUCGACUGUCUGCUGGUGACCAGCGUGGCCUUGGCCCUUGCCGGGGUCGUGACCGCUGCCUUCCCCCUGUGCCUCUCAUACACAGCUCUGGCGACCUUGUCAGCCGUCUUUGGAGUUUGUGUAGCUGCAUAUAUCUCCCUUUGCUCCGUGCUUCUGUGUGAACUACUUGGUGUGGAGAACCUAACCAACGCCUUCGGGUUCGUCAUCUUGUUCAGGGGCGUGGCCUGUAUUAUGGGGCCACCAAUCGCAGGAGCAUUGAUCGACGCCACAGGCAUCUUUGACCCGUCCUUCUACAUCGGGGGCGGCUUUAUCGUCCUGGGAGCCGUGUCCCACGCUUUGUUAUUGAUUCCUUGCUGCCGUAGAAAGACAAGCAGAUCUGUGUAG